AUGGAUCUACGACCAAUGCAGGGUAUUUCAUCAAUUGUCAGAUUGGCACUACCAGUAACAACCUUCAAAGUUGAUGAAACGGAACAAGCCGCCGUCGCGUGCCACCAUGCACUCUUCCUCACAAAUUCCAACAUCGACCGUGAGAGCGUGAUCAGCGUGAAAGGCACAAGAGUCGAGGGUACCUGCGAGUGGAUUACGCAGGACGUGAGCUAUCGCGCCUGGCUGAAUGGCCAGAGCAACGGGAGCAACAAUGAUAACACACGCCUACUGUGGAUUUCAGGUGGGCCCGGCAAGGGCAAGACGAUGAUGUCCGUUUUUCUUACAGAGGAGCUGGAGAGGCACACAGCAAGUAUACCUGAUGCAGAGCUGGUAUUCUUCUUCUGCAGUGCCCAGGACGAGAAGCGCAAUACAGCUGUAGCAGUACUACGCGGACUGAUUUACCAGAUCAUCGAGAAGCGUCGGCAGCUAGUCAAAUAUGCGCUGCCAUAUUUUGAUAAACCCAAAGAGGCAAAACAGACGCUCUUGAGCUUGGAGGCUCUGUGGGUCAUCUUCAGUAAGCUCAUCGCCGAUCCCGAGCUAGGGACGGUUUUCUGCGUGCUUGACGGCCUCGAUGAGUGCGAGGAAAGCAAGUUGAGCGUACUGCUACAGCGGAUAGUCGGCCUGCUCGAUGGUGAUACUCUAUCAUCGACAAAGGGCUCAUUCAAGCUGGCCAUCAUUAGCCGAGACAUGCCUGACCUGCAUAGCUGCACCAGGAUUAGACUUGAUCCCGACAACGAUGAGAAAGUGGUUAGAGACAUUGAGCUAUUCGUGUGUGCGCGAGUGGCCGAGCUGUCAGUGAUCAAAGGGUUUGGUGGUGAGCUGAGCGCAUCUGUGCAGGAAACUCUCCUGGCUCGUGCUGAGGGGACGUUCCUAUGGGUAGGCUUCGCGAUGCACGAGCUGUCGCAGAAGCAGACGCCGAGCGAGAUCUUAGAGGCGCUCGAAGAAUUGCCAAGUGGUCUUCCAGCGAUAUACGGCCGUAUGCUGCAGCGCAUCUCACCGAAACAACAAGAGAGGAGCCUGGCCAUCCUGCGCUGGACGACUCUAGCAGCACGCCCCCUGCAUUUACAAGAGCUAGCAGCAGCAAUUGAUCUGCAAACUUCGUCCUCCCUCGUAUCUAUAGAGCAAGCGACUCGUGAUGCGAUCGCUAUAUGCGGACCUCUACUGAGGAUACGAGAGCAAGAGGUCAGCCUUGUUCACCAGUCGGCGCGAGACUACCUGCUGCGCAAGGAGUGUGACAAAGAUGCUGCGCUGGAAGCCUUUCGACUUGAAACGGAGCAUUCGCACCUAGAGCUUGCGCAAAAGUGCCUUUAUUGUAUCGCUUCCAGCGGAUUGCAGUGCAGAGCGACUGACCUGGACGCUGAGCUACAACCGCUAGAGUCUCCGCUGCUGCGAUACGCUACGAUUUACUGGCCCGAGCACGCAAGAAGCUGUUCCUCACUCGCAACAGAGCUCUUUGACCCUUAUGGGUUUUUCUUACAAAAGGAACCGGCUUUGCGCGUGCACUGGUGGCAGACCUACCAGACGAUAACGACAGGGUUUCCGUCAAAGCCCCCACCAUUACUACAUAUGGCGUGCAUUCUGCAAAUCAUACCAUGGAUAGAAGCAAUCCUGACCACGAAGAGCUGGAUACCUAUACGCCGCCGCCUUAGUAGAAGGGCGGGUAAUGCUUGGGAUACAGCGCUACAUAUAGCAGCUAAAGGAGGAAAUGAGGCUGUGAUCCGACUGCUAGUAGAAUUUGGAGCGGAUGUUAACGCAAAGAAUGUUGAAGGGCAUACUGCUCUGCACCUCGUAGCUGACCGAGGACACGAAGCGGGGGCACGACUGCUGGUGGACAGAGCGAACGUUAACGCGAAGACUAAUUUAGGGGCGACGGCCCUACACUUUGCAGCUGAACAAGGACACGAGGCGAUAGUGCGGCUGCUAGUGGACAGAACGGACGUUACUGCGAAGGAUCUUAUUGGGAAUACGGUACUGCACUACGCCGCUCUCCAAGGGAACAAGGCCGUGGUGCAGCUGCUACUUGACCGAGGAUUGGAUAUCAAAAUGAGGAACUAUUCGGGAAUGACAGCCCUACACCUUGCAGUUAAAGAAAAGAACGAGGCAAUGGUGCCACUACUAGCAAGCCUUGGAGCGGACGUCAACACUAAAGAAGAUCUUUUCGACACCUUAAUGCACUCUUGGAAGCUGCCAUCUCAAAAAGGUUUCAUGGGCAAGGACUGGCUAGCAGCAUAG
This is a messenger RNA of Alternaria atra, 2271 nucleotides long. RefSeq lists its product as uncharacterized. Gene Ontology annotation, molecular function: protein binding. The transcript is spliced from 3 exons. The record is from RefSeq and is a predicted model, not a curated record. NCBI's taxonomy places the organism in Eukaryota, Fungi, Ascomycota, Dothideomycetes, Pleosporales, Pleosporaceae. The coding region runs from base 1 to 2271 and encodes 756 amino acids.